Molecule: messenger RNA, 6571 nt
Organism: Urocitellus parryii (Arctic ground squirrel)
Lineage: Eukaryota; Metazoa; Chordata; Mammalia; Rodentia; Sciuridae
Gene: Rbfox1
Product: RNA binding fox-1 homolog 1
Biological process (GO): regulation of alternative mRNA splicing, via spliceosome; nervous system development
Cellular component (GO): cytoplasm; nucleus
Molecular function (GO): mRNA binding
Source: RefSeq, a predicted model, not a curated record
CACCCUGUGCAAAUAUGAGCUGCCGGUAUUACUGUACUAUUUACAAAUCGCCCCUUUAGAAUGGAAAUCAGAGAGAGCAAGAGGGAGAACAGAGGCUGAACAUGUCUGGGUUGGUUUCCUGCUGGCUGCCCAGGAACUUCCUCUGGAUUCUGGUUCUCGGUGGCCGCUGAUAAGCACGGGAGCUCACGUCUCCCACUUCCAAGCUCCCAGGGGACCCCGGUGCUGGCCUCUGGGCCCAACCCCGUGGGCCGAGAGCGUGGUCUCAGGGCCGGUCCCCUCUUUCUCUCCCGCUCUCUCCGAGAACUAAUUUAGCGGAGAGGGUUUGGUUAGCGCGUUGGGCAAGCUGUGCCCAAAAUAGCCCUUUCCAUUUCGGUGGCUUCAACUUUGCAGCUGCCGCCGUCUCUUCGUGGUCUGGGAAGAAGACUUUCACAUCCAGAGUUGCUGAUGCGGACUUUCUUUCUUUCCCCUCUCGGCCUGACGAGCGCUUGGCUCCUGACAGAAGCCGUUUGGCUCCCRGCUCUGUAGUUGGGCAGAAGUUGGGUCCCUAGAUCCCCCCCAGCUCUCAUUGAUGCGUUGAGCCUCGGAGGGACUGGCACUGCGAGUAAGCAUGUUGGCGUCUCCAGGGGUCCUCCUGCAUUCCUACGGUGUGCCCAUGAUCCUGCCCGCAGCACCCUACUUCCCUGGACCCAUUCAGGGUAAUCAGGAAGCAGCAGCUGCCCCUGACACGAUGGCCCAGCCUUACGCUUCGGCCCAGUUUGCUCCUCCGCAGAACGGCAUCCCCGCGGAAUACACGGCCCCCCACCCCCACCCCGCGCCAGAGUACACGGGCCAGACCACCGUCCCCGAGCACACGUUAAACCUGUACCCUCCCGCCCAGUCGCACUCGGAGCAGAGCGCCGCGGACACCAGCGCGCAGACCGUGUCCGGCACCGCCACACAGACAGACGACGCAGCACCACCGGACGGCCAGCCCCAGACGCAGCCUUCUGAAAACACAGAAAACAAGUCUCAGCCCAAGCGCCUGCAUGUCUCCAAUAUCCCCUUCCGGUUCCGGGACCCAGACCUCCGGCAAAUGUUUGGUCAAUUUGGUAAAAUCUUAGAUGUUGAAAUUAUUUUUAAUGAGCGCGGCUCAAAGGGAUUUGGUUUCGUAACUUUCGAAAAUAGUGCCGAUGCGGACAGGGCGAGGGAGAAAUUACACGGCACCGUGGUAGAGGGCCGUAAAAUCGAGGUAAAUAAUGCCACGGCUCGCGUCAUGACAAAUAAAAAGACCGUGAACCCCUAUACAAACGGCUGGAAAUUGAAUCCAGUUGUGGGUGCCGUCUACAGUCCCGAGUUCUAUGCAGGCACGGUGCUGCUGUGUCAGACAAACCAGGAGGGACCCUCCAUGUACAGUGCCCCCAGUUCACUUGUAUAUACUUCCGCAAUGCCCGGCUUCCCGUAUCCAGCUGCCACCGCGGCAGCCGCCUACCGAGGGGCGCACCUGCGAGGCCGCGGCCGCACCGUGUACAACACCUUCAGGGCCGCGGCGCCCCCACCCCCUAUCCCGGCCUAUGGCGGAGUAGUGUAUCAAGAGCCUGUGUAUGGCAAUAAAUUGCUGCAGGGUGGUUACGCUGCCUACCGCUACGCCCAGCCCACUCCUGCCACUGCUGCUGCCUACAGUGACAGAAAUCAGUUCGUCUUCGUUGCAGCAGAUGAAAUUUCUUGUAACACCUCUGCAGGCCUAAAUUAUAACCAAAAUAAUUACUAGGAAAUCUUGCCAGUGUGUUGCUCUUGGCCAACGAGGGAGGACCUAACAGCUCAUCCAUUGCUGGCUGAGCAUGCCAGGACCUUCAAAAGCAGACAUUAAGCCCGAGCUUACAAAUAGACCCUCAUCUGUUACCAGCCACCGUUGUCAAUGAAGCAGUAAAAAAGCUUGCUUGCUAAUGCUCCUCUCCCUAUUUGGAGUCUUUGGUGAGAGUGAAUGAGAGGAAGGACAGGGUUAGGAAAAUGUCCCUGGCCCUCUCUGUCCCCACAGGCAGGACCACCCCCAAACUCUGCAUCAUUUCACUUAAAGAGUUGGUCUCAGCACAUUUCAUGGUGUGAAGUCUGACCCUUUGAGUUCCAAAGGUUUGCAUGCUGAUUUUUUUAAAGCAAUUUGCUGACUCCAUUUGUACGAAAUCCCUUUGACAAUGACCGUGCUGUUUCCCCACUUCCUCCGCUUCUCCCUGUGAGAGGUGGUGACAUCCUAGCACUCCACUAACACCUCACAGCAUCAGGUCACUUGUAAUUGGCCCUUCUCGGGGUGGCAGGGGAGUGCUCCUGGGCUGCCAGAAUAGUCUGAGGUUCAGAGCCUUGAAAGAGGGGCACACACAACUCAGGGGAAGGUGCAGGCCAGAAGUCGGGGUGCUCUGUACACAGGCUUAAAUCUGUGGACGUGCUGGGUUCUAGAGCUUCUGACUUCCCUGUGAAACUCUGUGCAUGCUCCAGGGUGUCUUGGACUAUAUUUUGACAUCAGAGACCCAACACUGAAAUGUCACAACCUAAAAUAUAGAACCUGCUUUCAUCCCACCACUCAACAAACCCUGCCAUGUCAGCAGGUGACCCACACAUCAGAUUCCCAAAAGGAGCGAUGGCAUUGAACGUCUGUAUGAGGACGGCAGGGGUUUGCACCCACCUUAUUUAAUUCCAAAUGGCCGCUCGAUGAAUUCUUAAUGAAUUGCUAUUGAUUGCAUUUCAAAUUGAUAGAGAUUCCCUCGUCCUCUGAUGGUCACAUUAAUAAUAUGUCGUGGGCUGCAGAAAGUUCCAUUGGAACUCUGAAUUUUGAAUCGAGCAUGAAAACKGAGACACCCAUCUCACCCCAGUCCAUAGUGGGAAAGAGGCAUCAGCCCUGCAGUGAAGUGAGGGUCUUCCGGGGCUUCCUCCUCUCUGUGCUGCAACCCAGCCCACCCACACUGCACACAGCACCCCUGCCAGGAUCUCGCCUCCUGGUGCGAACACCCCACGAAGGGCAGGCCRUUGCAUCCUGAUAUUGGCAAACACGAGGGUUUGGCUAAAGUCAAGGUGUCUCUUUUUACGUGGAGAAAGAAAUCAACACAAUGCUUAAAAUCUGGGGGGGUGGGUGCAUGCUGGAUUUCAUGCCCCGAGAGUCUUUUGAAGAUGUGCUCUUGAAGCAACACUGCCAUCAGAGCAGCCCAGASAGUCCUGUCGUGACUUAGGGUAGAGACGGGGAGAUGAAAAUCAUUAGGCCGGAGCAAUGACAGCACCCAGGGCUUCCUUUAAGUUCCCCAAGGCAAWGUGACAGUUCUUACUGGAGACUUUUGCAAAGUAUGCCAAAAUGCCCGUUUUGCUUUGAUUGGCCACGUAGGAUAAACGCUUUUCCUUAGCAUUAGUGGAUUGUGAGACUGUGUUUACAGGGACACCAGUUUUCUAAGUCAGUGUUGCAACAAUGGUAUGGCUUGUUUUGCUUUAUUUUGUGAUAAAGGGCACCACUGGGCACUGUCCCUUUAAGAGCAGGGCAGACGCGUGCCUUGAAUAGUCUCCUGUUUUGUGGCACCAAGAGUCUCCAGGACUUAGAUUCUGCAGGAGAUGGCAAGGGGGCAAAUGAUUUUCCCGUCUUCUUAGACUUCAAGUCUCCCUGCCUCUUGGUUUACUAGAACUUUUCCAGGCUGGGCUGGUGGCUGAAGCAGAGUAGUCGGGUCCUGCAUGAGAAUGGAGAUUGAAAAGGAAGUUACUGAUUUGGAUGAGAGGCUGGAAAUUCACUGGAGUCCAUCAUAACCUAUGGAGCCAAUGUCGUGUGCGAGGAAUUGUGCUGAGCUCUGAGGUCACAGCCUUACAUAAGUCGGGAGAAGACCCCAGGGAAAGAAUCUCCCUUCUCCUAGAGAGCAGAUCCCAGCAUGCAUCUGAAGGAGCACAGGGUUCGCUUGUCCAUGAAGCUAUACAGGGUCAAUGAGCCACACAGCGGGGGAGAGCCAGAACCUGGAGUGAAAGGCCAUGUCAGAUUCAGAUCUGAGAAGGCCUCUCUGAGGACCGACAUUGGAGCAGGGACCUGGGUGAAGGCACGAGCCAGGUCCACAGUUGCCAAGUUGAGAGUGAUUCAGGUUGAGCUGGCAGUGAGUGCAGAGGCCCUGGGUUUGAGGCAGGCUUGAGAGUUCCACGCAGUGAGGCUGUAACAUGUGAGUACAAGUGUUUUAGAGAUGGUAUCCGAGGGUUAGCCAGGGCUCGGAGCAGGUGGAUCUUGGCGCCCAUGAACAUGUUUGGAGUUUUACUUUAAGUGUCAUGGGAGGGCUUGGGAGGGCCACACUGCAUCUGACUUAGAUUUUUAAUUGGUUGGUUAGAUGCUUUGUGGAGACCAGAUGGCCAUAUGGUCAGAGCAGAAGGGAGGGAGGCUCUUGCAGCUGUCCAGAGAGGAGCCACCAGAGCUGGGGAGGGCACCAUGGCUGUGUAAUUCAGGAAGUGGUUUCCUGGAUUUUGAUGGGAGAACAGAUAGGACAUGCUGGAAGGCUGGCAGCUGCAGUCUGCCUUAGGUGUCCAUGCUCCCUCUUCUCUGAGGCCGCCUGAGUGACUUCCUAGUGUGCCAAGGCUGUAGUCGCAGUGGGGAGUGAGUCCUGCUCCCUGCAGCCAAGGUCCCUGCACAGGCUUGACUGAAUCCCUCAGGGUGUGGCAAGAACGUGCUGUUGUUUGCUGAGCAAAUUCCACACUGGCAGGUGUGACACGUUCGGCACGUGCAUGCUUGUGCACAUGUGUGCACGAGCAGACGGAUAUGUGUGUGUGUGUGUGUAAAGACAGAGUCUCAGGACAGACGGCGGAGCUGGAUGGUAGCAUCAUCCCGGUUUUGAAGAUCAAGAAAGAAAAGGAAAGGCUCAGACCCAGAGGUCUGAACCAGCCCAGAGCCACCCCGGAGGCCUUCAGGAGCCAAAGCUCACUCACAGGGUCACCCUGGCCCUACUGCCCCUCUCUCCUGACCUUCCUGACUUUCUGCUUCCARGUGGGGGACCCCUUUCUCCUGCUGUGCUCUCUUUCCUCUAGAAAAGUACCAUCUUUACCCUGGAAGGCACUUUUGCUAACAUCUUGAGGAAGCCCACGGGCACCGGAGGGUGUUUGCUUAACUGGACCUGUCCCCGUUGGGCAGCAGGUGUAGGCCGAUGGCUCCUAUGUCCAGGGCGGGGUCUUCUUUAGGUGCAGGGUUUGGCCUAGGUCAGAUGCCAGGCCAGAGAGCCUAAUGUGCAUAACAGGGACAGAGGGUUGAGCGGGUGCAGUGUGCUCUAGGCCGGCCUACCAGACACAUUUGUUGUGGUUGUUGGGAAUCCAUGGCUGAACAUCAAUUACCCUAAAACUACCAGACAAUUCAAGCUAGUCAGUUUUGCCGGUUCCAGAUAAGAAGUUCUCAGCUGGGAUGGUGUGUGUGUGUGUGUGUGUGUGUGUGUGUGUGUGUGUGUGUGUGUUGAGUACAGGUGGAGGCUGGGGCUCUCUCCAGUAGCAAGACCAGAACCCCAUAUCAUGGUGGCACAAGAAGCAAACCUGAGACACAGUCCCAGUUCCAGUUAACACAAGACAGUGCCCCAUGCGUGGUGUAAGGGCAGGCAGCUGUGCACACCUCUGCAAAAGCUGCUGAAACUGUCCCCUAUGGGGAGCUCACUCAACUGUCCCCUGUGGGGCAAGGUUUACUAAAUAGUAAAAGCAGUAUCUGUCAAGCUCAGGAGCCUAGGGGGGUGUGCGGCCUCUUCCGUCCAUCCAUCUCCCCUCAAUGUGCACACACAGGCACGCGAUUGCAACAAAACUUCAAGAUAACGUUGAGAAGAAAUUUCCAAAUUGGCCAUUCCUCUCAUUGACCCUUCAGCAAGUCCCAUCUGUCUUCCCCGCAUUUGGGUGAUUUGCUUAUUCAGCAAAGUUGUCAUUCAGCAAAUUGAUCUGUGGUUAAUUGGUCUGUUUCCAAUGAAGUGCGGGGUUUCUUGCCAGGGGAAGUACUGGGUGCCACCAGAGCAUACAAGCAAAGAAACUCUGCAAAAGGGACGACUGCAUUUAUUAUAAGCUUACUGUGUACAGCACUGUUCUGAGAUUGUUGUAUGCAAGAAUAUAAGAGUAAAAUAUCCUCAUCCGUUUAUUUGUGAAAAUUAAAGACAUCUAGGCAGCCCUGAAUCAGCCUGAAUAGGAGAAUGGUGUAUCAGUGCAAAAUUAAUAAAAACAUGAAAUAGUAGUUACCAAAUUUUGGAGGAGUGAAAAUUGAUGCCAAACUUAUUGCAAAUGCAGAGCCCAUUCCAUACCCCCAGAUUCUUGAAUCUGGAGAAGGUUCCUGAAAUUCUGCCUUCUGACAAUUUCCCCAGAGAUUGCCGUAGAGGAGUGUGCAGAUCUYACCUUGGGAAACAGUGGUGCUCAGUGGAGUCUUUCUGUUCAACAGAAAGCAGGUGGGAAGGUUUUCCAGACUAUUCUGAUGACCUCCAGUGACACAGGGCACUGAACUCUUGAAAUGGGCUGGGCCACUGUGCCAUGGGUUAUACGUGUAAAACACAUUGGAUUUCCAAAACUUAGCAUUCAAAAGCUAGGUAAAAUAUUUCAUUGAUAAUUGUAUGUGAAUCACACAUUGAAAUGAUAAUAG